ACGAUAGCUGACAGCUGUUAACGUUCCCAUCACCUCUAUUCAUUGUCAGCAACUCACAGCUAUGAUAGUAUAUGCAGUAUUAUCGCUGGGAUUCAGUGUGGGGGCUAUCCUGGGGGACGGCGAGCCAAUAGCCUAUCAGGUUUUCAGGAAAGCAGGCGAUAUCAUGAUCGGAGGACUGUUCCCCUUCCACACCACUGUUAAUGGCUUGGAUAAUUAUUGGAAACCAGAACCACUGACGUGUUCAAGCUUAAACCCUACAGGCUUUCUCCAGGCUGUAGCAAUGCAAUUUGCACUGGAAGAAAUCAACAACAGCACUACCCUCCUUCCAGGAUGGACUUUGGGCUAUGAGAUCUAUGAUACGUGUUUUAGUACACUGGCUUCUCUGCACCCUGUCCUGCUCCUCCUAACCAAAAAUGGGACAGAACUUGUGGAAAUGAAGUGCAAUCUUACAGACUACAAAACCAGAGUCAUUUCUGUGAUUGGACCUUCAUCCAACGAGGUGGCCACUGUCACCAUGAAGCUCUUCAGUGCUUUCCUUGUGCCUCAAAUCAGUUAUUCUGUGACUUCUGAUGUAUUUAGCGAUAAAACGGUCUACCCUGCCUUCUUCCGAACCGUACCAAGCGAUAGUAAGCAAAUUAAUGGCAUGGUUGAUUUGAUGACACGCUUCAAGUGGAACUGGAUAGCUGUUGUGGUUAGUGACGAUGAAUAUGGAACGACAGCUCUACAGCAAUUCUCUUCUUCUGCCAUGGGCACAGGCAUCUGUGUUGCCUAUGAAGGUCUAAUCUCAAAGACCCUCUCAAACUCUGAGACAAACACCAUCAUUGAGGACAUAUUGGACAAAAUAGCUCAGGCUGAUGUCAACGUGGUGCUGGUUUUUGCUUCUCUAACACAGUCCAUAGCUCUCUUCGAAGAAGUCAUUAUGCGUAAUAUGACAAAAGUAUGGAUAGGAAGUGCCUCCUGGGUGCUUUCAGAAGAUAUUUUGUCUAUACCAGGAAUUGAACGCAUUGGAACAGUAAUAGGAUUCUUCCCAAAUGCCCACUAUGUUUUUGGAUUCGAGGGAUUUCUAAAAAACGUCAUCUCACAGAUAUACCCAUCACAGUCUGCCCUGGUGUCCUCAUCCUUGGGGACCAGUGUAGGUUACCAAAACAUUGAUCUCCAGCCGGACAUAAUCAACAGUAUAUUAAGCCCGCUGACUGCUUUGUAUGCACAUAGUGUAUACACUGCUGUGUAUGCAGGGGCUUAUGCAUUGCACAGUCUUCUUAACUGUACUUUCAUAAAAUGCAACAACCAGGGUUCUAACCUUUAUGCUUGGAAGUUGCUAGAAGAAGUGAAGAAAGUGAAUUUUUCCAUCUUUAACACAUCGUUCAGAUUUGACAGUUAUGGUAAUCCCAACACAGGAUAUGAUAUUGUUACUCAUAGCAUGUCUGAAUUGGGCUUCAACAUAAUUGGAUCUUACCAAAUUGAGCUGACGUUGAAUAGUUCUCUCAUUAACUGGAGAACCAAACAAAACCUGGUUCCAGUAUCUCAGUGUUCUGGUGACUGCUUACCUGGUCAGAUUAAGAGAGUGAAAGGAACACAUUCAUGCUGUUUUGACUGUAUUGAUUGUCAGGAGGGAUUAUUUCAGUCUUCUGGAGAUGACUUCCAGUGUCAAUCUUGUGCAGCGGGUCAGUGGUCCAGUGUACGGAGCAUCAGCUGCAGCUACCCUACCUACCUGUAUCUACAGUGGAGUGACACUGCUGUUAUUUGUCUUCUGUUGCUUUCCUUUGUCCUCCUCUGUUUUGUCCUGGGAACCCUCAUUCUAUUCUUCAACCACAGGCAUUCUCCGCUUGUUCAGGCCUCUGGUGGCUACAUGUGCUUUUUUGCACUUACUUCUCUAGUGGCUGUACUAUCCAGCAUGGUUCUUUUCAUAGGUAAACCAGUUUAUUUGGUGUGCCUAGUACAGCAGCCAUUCCUGGCUAUGAGCCUCACUUGCUGUCUGUCAACAUUCUCCAUCAAGGCCCUUCAAGUCAUGCUGGUGACGGACUUUAAAGAAGUUCCCACUAAAUAUAUCCAAUGGUUGAAGACCACAGGGACCUGGGUCUCUUUACUUUCUGGCAUCCUUAUUCAGGGUUUGUUUUGCAUCUGGCAUAUUCUAAGCAUGGUCAAUACACCUCAAAGCAAUGAGGUCACUUUCCUCUAUAAAUAUCUAAAGUGUGAAAUAUCCAAUGUCCUUGCUUUCUUUUUGAUGUUUGGCUAUAAUGGAUUACUAGCUCUUAUAUCCUUCAUGCUAAAUUGUGUAGCACAGGCACCCCCUGGCCAAUACAACCUGGCCAGAGACAUCACAUUCUCAACAUUGUCCUAUUUGCUGAUAUGGAUAGUUUUUGUUCCCGCUUAUGCUGAAGUUACAGAUGGUAGUCAAUCUUUGUUGCAAAUGGCAGUUACGCUUAUCAGUUCAUUUGGUAUAAUGGUGGGUUAUUUUGCUCCCAAAUGCUAUAUUCUUUUGUUUAAUCCACAGAUGGCAUCAGAGGAGUAUUUUAAAGUAUAUAUUAAUUAAUAUCAAAGUAGCUUUUUUUGAGCUAUAAAUAUAUUUUAACCUCAGAAAAUGAUGGUGUCGGUGUAUCUUAGGUUACAACUGUAUUUACUAUAACGUUGCAGAGUAAGUUUGGGCGUGUUAAAAAUAAAUCAAAUAAAACAUAUUUAUCUCA
Molecule: messenger RNA, 2684 nt
Organism: Rana temporaria (common frog)
Lineage: Eukaryota; Metazoa; Chordata; Amphibia; Anura; Ranidae
Gene: TAS1R3
Product: taste 1 receptor member 3
Exons: 6
Coding region: 62-2533 (823 amino acids)
Biological process (GO): sensory perception of sweet taste; sensory perception of umami taste; G protein-coupled receptor signaling pathway
Cellular component (GO): membrane
Molecular function (GO): G protein-coupled receptor activity
Source: RefSeq, a predicted model, not a curated record